This is a messenger RNA of Lasiosphaeria miniovina, 312 nucleotides long. RefSeq lists its product as uncharacterized. The record is from RefSeq and is a predicted model, not a curated record. NCBI's taxonomy places the organism in Eukaryota, Fungi, Ascomycota, Sordariomycetes, Sordariales, Lasiosphaeriaceae. The transcript has 2 exons. Bases 1 to 312 code for a protein of 103 amino acids.
AUGCCAGGGAGGUCUUCUCCGCCCAAGCCCGGUCGUCGCUUCGUCUCGGGCUUCACCCUCUGCGGGCCCAUGAUGAGGGCGCUCCCGACCGGCCGCUGGUCGUCGAGGACUCGUAUGUUCUCGGGGCGGGACGAGGAAGGCGGCUUGCUCCGGUUCGCAACCGAACAAGCCGUGGCCAGCGUGGCCCGGUACUACCAUCACGAAACGGCCAAGGUCAACGGCGUCGCCGACGGCGUCCUGUCCAAUGUCGGAAAGGGCAUGGACACCCCGGCAGCUGCAGGCUCAUCUUCGACCUUGGGCUGGUGCUGCUAG